AUGGCUUACAGUUCAAAACAAAUCUUAGGCAAAGAUACUGUGAUAUUUGCCACCAAAGAAGAUCAUGCCGUUCCACCUGCCAUAGAACUCCCACCGCCAGAACCGGCACAGGGUCUCAUAACAAAAGACGGUGAAAUUAACUGGAGCUGUCCCUGUCUAGGUGGCAUGGCUACCGGACCUUGUGGCGUAGAAUUUCGUGAAGCAUUUUCCUGUUUCCAUAACAGUGAAGCUGAACCUAAAGGUUCAGAUUGUUAUGAAGCUUUUCGUACCAUGCAAGAUUGUUUUACACAAUAUCCUUCGGUGUAUAAUAAAUCCGGCAGCAGUGGUGAUGAUGACGAUGAAGACGAAGGUGGUUUAAAUAUGGCUGCUUUGGGUGAUGAAGUAAAAGAGGAUGAAAAGGCUGCAGUGGAAGCCAGCACAGCAAAGGUGGUGGAAAAGUAAGAUGGAAAAUGUUAGUUUGAUGUUAAUAUGUUUAUAUUCCUGUUAAUAGUUUAAGAGAAUGUAGCGAAGACGCAAUGUUAUGAAAUUGUACGACAUUAAAUGAAAGUUAUUAAUGUUUUUGAAAAGUAUUUUAUAAUAAAAUACUAUUGCCAAUGUGA
Molecule: messenger RNA, 599 nt
Organism: Lucilia cuprina (Australian sheep blowfly)
Lineage: Eukaryota; Metazoa; Arthropoda; Insecta; Diptera; Calliphoridae
Product: mitochondrial intermembrane space import and assembly protein 40-B
Exons: 1
Coding region: 1-441 (146 amino acids)
Biological process (GO): protein import into mitochondrial intermembrane space
Cellular component (GO): mitochondrial intermembrane space
Molecular function (GO): protein-disulfide reductase activity
Source: RefSeq, a predicted model, not a curated record